CCAAUAAAUGCCUAAAUCAGUGUCACCAACAUUUAAAAGAAAAGUUCAAAAUUAGUAAAUGUGUGUUUUGAAUUGCCUAUCCUUCAGGACUGAAUUGUCAAAAAAUUUAUAUAAUUUUUCAUUCUCCAUUUUUCGACUUCUUCAGAUAUCACAUAAAUUUCCUUUUUUUUGUAUCACAAAUUCACAGUUAAAAUGUCUGCUGCAUUACAGGCUCCAGUACGUGUAUCACCCUUAAUCAAGUUCGGAAGAUGGAGUUUCUUGGGAUUGGGAGUGCUAUAUGGGGCCUUCCACAAUAACAGACUCUCCAAGAAAGAGGCUGCGUUUAGAGAAGUAAACGAUAAAAUUAAAGCAGAACGGGACGCCAAAGUAGCGGCCGAGAAAAUGGCAGCAGCCGAAAGAGAAAUCAAGGAACUAGAAGCGAUGGCCAGAUAGAUACAUUUUGCCAUCUAUGUUUAGAGUAAUACAGUGAUUUUUUUUUGUUAAAUAGUUUUUUUAUUACUUACAGUAAAGUGAAUAAAUAUAAAGUUUAGCCAUACUGUGUAAAAUUGAUAUUUACUGGGAUUAUGUCUGUAAAAUUAAUUUUCUAUACCUGUCAACUACAACAUUACCAGAUAUACUUACUGAUGCUUAUUUUUUAGUUUAAUAUAAGUAAUGAAUAUGAGUUUUUAGGUAUAAAUUAGGUCUAAAAACUUCAUUCUUGUUACAAAAGUUCAUCUCAUCAUAGUCUAUAUUCUAUUGUAAUAAUAGAAGCUGUGUUAUGGUUAUAAAAAACAAUUUGGUUAUAAAACAAAAAAAUGUCUUUUUGGUAUUAUAAUGUACAUAUUAUAAAAUUGUGCAGGCGAGUUCUGGGGUUACAGCUUCUCCACUUGACCUCUAUAAAUGAAAGUAUGUCCCAUUAAGUAAUUUUCUUUUCAAUGAUUGUCAUAUGUAUUUACUGUUUGAAACACACAAUAAGUGUGCAGUUGUAAACCCAAAUUAAAAAAUAAUGUUAUUAGAAAUCUAAAUAGUAUGUCAUAAUAAUGAAAAACUAACAACAAAAAUCAUAAAUAUAUUAACAUACACAAAAUCGAAACAACUAAUAUUAAGACUAGGGAAUUUAAGUCACAGUUAGUUUUAACAUCCUCACAAAAUUAGAAAAGCUUGAAUUAAAAAAUUCUAGACUAUCAGCACAAGCAUUAGUGCUUCGUGAAACUCUAGGCAUGAAUAAUUUCAGGCCAGUAUCAGUUCUCAUGUAGGGCUGAUGAAAACUGUUUAUUGAUCUUGUGCUUCUAGUUGGGGCUGCCAACAACAUGCAUGAAAUCAAUGUAGGGCAGUCAACCAUAUAAUUACAUAAUUAAUGAGCUUAAAAAAUAAUUUCAGAUCUGACUGAUCUCUUCUUAUUCUCAAAGUUGGUAAGAAGAAUAAUAUCUCUUGAAGUGCCGUAAAAUCAUAGGAAUAGUCAUCUAUCCGUGGAAUAUUUGAUUUAAAUGUUAAAUAGCGAAGAAAUUUUCUCUGAACCUGUUCUAUGAGUGUGACAAGUAUACUGGGGGUUCCAGACUGAAGAGCAAUUUUCUAGCAGAGGCCUAACAAGACUACAGUACAAUAACCUGAUAGCAUUAAUACUUGUAAAGUCUGAUGUGUUUCUCUUUAUAAACCCAAGCAUACCAAGUGCUCUGGGUACUAUAUUGUGUCAAUGUGAUUGACAAAUGAUAAUAACACCCAGAUGUGUGCAACUUAGAACACUGGUGUACCCUUGAUAAUAUAUUGAUAAUCAAUUCUGUUGAUCUUCCUAGUAAAGGAUAUCUAGUAAGAUUUAGUGAUGUUUAGGUCCAUAGCAUUACUUGCACACCACUCAUCAUUCCUAGAGAGAUCAGACUGAAGUUUGUGACAAUCCUCAAGAGAUGAAACUGCUAGGUAGCACUUUAGGUCAUUAGCAAUGCAUAAAAAUUUGGAAAACUUGAAACAUUCUGAGAUAUCAUUUAUAAAUAAUAAAAAUAACAAAGGGACUGCAGAUGGAUUGGGAAUGUUUUUAGAUCUGUAAUUAUUAAAUUUAACAGCUUGGAAUCUUUCAGAUAAAUAACUCGCCAGCCAUUGCAAUAAUAUUCCCAUGAUCCCAGCAGUCUCCAGUUUAUUUAACAAAACUUUGUGAUUGACCCUGUCGAACGCCUUGGAAAAGUCUGUGUACAUGGCAUACACCUCACCACCUCCAUCCAAGGCAUCCGACAGAUAGUCAACAAAAGCAAGUAAAUUCAGUUCUGUAGAUUUUUUGUUAAGAAACCCAA
Psylliodes chrysocephalus is the source of this 2261-nucleotide messenger RNA. Lineage: Eukaryota; Metazoa; Arthropoda; Insecta; Coleoptera; Chrysomelidae. The record is from the annotation of a GenBank genome assembly.